Episyrphus balteatus (marmalade hoverfly) is the source of this 1933-nucleotide messenger RNA. RefSeq names its product protein kinase C and casein kinase substrate in neurons protein 1 (gene Synd). The transcript has 10 exons. Gene Ontology annotation, molecular function: protein binding; phospholipid binding. Gene Ontology annotation, biological process: plasma membrane tubulation; cytoskeleton organization; regulation of endocytosis. Bases 261 to 1712 code for a protein of 483 amino acids. Lineage: Eukaryota; Metazoa; Arthropoda; Insecta; Diptera; Syrphidae. Gene Ontology annotation, cellular component: cytoplasm; plasma membrane; endosome. The record is from RefSeq and is a predicted model, not a curated record.
UAUAUUCUCGUUCCCCAAAGCUUUUACAUCUUUGAAGACGUUCCGUGUUUUCGGCAAUUUUUUCAUAUAAAUUAUUUGCAUUUUUACACUUCGUAUUAUAGUUAUUUAAGAAAUUGAUGUUUGAAAAAAGUUCAAGGUGUUUUCUGGAUUGGCUUAGUAAAGUGUCUUAUGAUAGCCAAUUUGUAUGAAAUUUCUUCAAACUUCACAUUGCUGAUAAUAUUAAUUUUAGAAAAGAUUAAAUAAACUUAACUGAUACAAAAAUGUCACAUCAUAGCGAUGAUCAACUUCUACAGGCAGGGAGCGAUUCCUUUUGGGAACCUGGAAACUAUAAAAGAACAACAAAACGAAUUGAAGAUGGAUACAAAUUAUGUCAAGAUCUGACACAACUCAUUCAAGAAAGAGCUGAAAUUGAAAAAGCUUAUGCUAAAAGUUUACGUACGUGGUCCAAAAAGUGGGGUGAACUUAUAGAAAAAGGACCUGAAUAUGGAACAACAGAGGCUGCCUGGAAAGGAGUUUUAACGGAAUCGGAACGUCUAUCUGAUGUGCACUUAAAAAUUAAAGAAAAUCUAUGCACCGAUGUGACAACCCAAAUUAAAACAUGGCAGAAGGAUAACUACCAUAAAACACUUAUGCAAAUAAAAGAACGAAAAGAUAUGGAAGAUUUGUUUAAAAAAGCGCAAAAGCCUUGGGCGAAACUUCUAGCUAAGGUUGAAAAGGCAAAAUCUGAUUAUCACUCGGCCUGCAAAACAGAAAAAUCCGCAUCGAACCAAGAGAGAAAUGCUACUGCCGACAGUUCACUUUCCCAAGACCAAGUUAAAAAAAUGCACGACCGUGUUCAAAAAACAAAGGACGAGGUUCAAAAAUGCCGUGAAAAAUACGAACAAGCAAUUGCGGAAAUAAGUAAAUAUAAUUCAGUUUAUAUGGAAGAUAUGGGUUCAGUAUUCGAAAAGUGCCAACUGAUAGAGAGAACAAGAUUGACGUUUUUCAAAGAAGUUCUUUUCUCUAUUCAUGGAUGUCUUGAUAUAACCAAAAUUCCCUGUCUUCCACAAAUAUACGAAGAGUUCUUUCAUACAAUUAGUAACGCUGAUCACCAGAAGGAUCUCAAAUGGUGGUCAAAUAACCAUGGUGUCAAUAUGGCAAUGAACUGGCCGACGUUCGUUGAAUAUACAGAGGAGUUCCGAGAUAUUGCUAAAGGAAAUAAAUCAAAGGAAGCCCUCCCAGCAGCUCCAAUAACACUUAUAAACCAGCGUCCUGUUGCUGAAGACUUGCAUGAAUACCCACCUCCUUCGGCUAAAAACAGUCUGAAAAGAUCUUCUGGCAACUCAAAUAGUAAAACCAUGUCUAAAUCUAUGUCAAGCAGUACAAACUCCAACAAUUGUGACAUGUCUCCAAAAUCGGAAACCAACACUCGUGGUCCAUCACCAACAAACCGGAAUUCAACUUCUAACAAUGGAAAGGAAGCGAACCCAUUUGAAGAAGAAGAGUGGGAUGAGGGUGAUGCCGAUAAUGUUCUUGUUGAUAAUGGUGAACCAGGGGUUCCAGUAAAAGCAUUAUAUGAUUACGAAGGAGCUGAAAGCGACGAGCUAACUUUUAAACAAGGCGAUGUUUUUGAAAAACUAGAAGACGAAGAUGAGCAAGGAUGGUGUAAAGGGCGAAAAAAUGGAAAAGUUGGAUUAUACCCUGCAAACUACGUUGAAGCAGUGCAAGCGUAAAUGGCUUCAACUAGAGCAACAUAGAAAAUGUCUAGUAUAGACUCUGUUAAUCAAACAUUUGAUUAAUUAAAAAAAAAUAAAUGUUUAAUAAAAAGUGCAUAUUUAACGUUGUUAUUCCAAAUACAAUUGAUAGAUAUUAACGUCGUACGAGUACGUAGAGAAUAUUAAUUUUAAAUAGAUUAUCUGAUAAUAAACUUAUAUAUUAUACACAAGCGAAUGAA